GGCCCCGGCCACCGACGUGUACGUGUCGGGCGGGCGACAGCGCUAAAAGUAAAAGAAGUGACGAGCUCGACGACGGCGCGACAUCGGCGACACGAAAACUGAAAACUUUUACGCCACCCGUGAGACACCCGCCGCUGUUUUCGUGUGUUGAAGUUCGAAAGUCAAGAAAUCAAGACGUGAGAAACCGAAUUGAGAAUUAAUCGAAGUUGGUUAUAAUGAAAUCAGUGAAUUAGCGCAAAAAUAAGUGAAUAUAAGUGUUUUAUUGUGAGUGACUUAAGACCGGAACAAAAUGUUGGAGUUUUUUCCAAAUCUACAGUUGAAUCAUGUCAUGAUUCCCGAUAAUAAUCAAAACGAAUGCAAUGGACGAACAGAUGGAACACUUAUAAAAUGCGAGAAGACGUAUGAGAUGUGCGAAGGCUGCGGGCAGAAAAUUCACGACCGAUAUUUGAUGCGAGUUGGAGAUGCAAGCUGGCACGAACAUUGUUUAUCUUGCAGUAUUUGCGGCGUCCUUCUGAAUCACUCCUGCUACACGAGGAAUACAAAAUUAUAUUGUAAAUCGGAUUACGAUAGAAUAUUUGGAGUUAAAUGCACGCGCUGCGGUGACCGCCUCCUUCCACAAGAGAUGGUAAUGCGAGCGCAGCAACACGUUUACCACCUACCUUGUUUCGUGUGCGUGGUGUGUUGCCAACCACUACAAAAAGGCGAGCAGUUUGUACUACGCGCCGGGCAAUUAUUCUGUCGACAAGACUACGAAAAAGAAAUGUACCUUAUGCAACAAGCUGCCGGUUCGGGUGACGACGAUUUGCUCGAUGAAAACACGCGUCCUCGUGAUGGCCGCCGUGGACCGAAACGUCCCCGCACUAUUCUCACAUCUGCACAGCGUCGGCAAUUCAAAGCUUCGUUCGAAGUCAGCCCGAAACCGUGUCGCAAGGUGCGUGAAGCGCUCGCCAAGGAUACAGGACUAAGUGUGCGCGUCGUACAAGUAUGGUUUCAAAAUCAACGCGCCAAGAUGAAGAAGAUUCAACGCAAGGCAAAGCAAGACGAUGGGAAAACUUCAGCGGGCGAUAAGGAUAAAGGUGAUAAGGAUGACGACUGCAAGCGGCGCGAGAGCUCACCGCACAGUGAUCGUGGUCGUUAUGGGUUCGCACAACCGCUCAACCCUAACAUGCCAUACUCACCGGACGAUGCGUAUCCAGCACAUUCGGGUGAAAGCUUCUGUAGUUCAGAUAUUUCCUUGGAUGACAGCACGAAUUUCGACCAUCUUGAUGAAGGCACUUCCGAUACACUGUCACUGCAGAAUUUAGAACUCCAAUCAAGUCACCAGAUGGCGCAUGAUGGCAUCAGCACCAGUGGUGUGAUUGCGAAUCCCAUCGACAAACUCUACCUCAUGCAGAAUUCCUAUUUCAACACCGAGCAAUAAUAAAACUCAUCGAGUUUUAAACAAAACUGAAACAGAAAGGUUUCAAGUCUAGUCAUUCAAAUGCACAACGGCAAAUUACAAUAUAUUAUGCGUAUAAUUUAUUGAAUAAGUGUACAUAUUUCUGAUUUCGGUGCAUUGUAAAUAUUGUCAUGCAGCGUUGCGUGUUUUUUGAGAUUAAACUAUAAAUAUUUGUGAUGAUAAAACCUUAUUAAGCCAAAGCGAAUUAUAGCAAAUGUAAAUAAAUAAAUAUAUUAUGCAUUUACGAAAUAUAUAAAUAUAAAAAUAUUUAAAAGUGCUAGGAAUAAGAUUUCUUAGAUAUUGAAUUGUCACAUAUUUUAAAUAAACUUUAACAAAGGA
Dalotia coriaria is the source of this 1777-nucleotide messenger RNA. RefSeq names its product LIM homeobox transcription factor 1-beta.1-like. The record is from RefSeq and is a predicted model, not a curated record. Lineage: Eukaryota; Metazoa; Arthropoda; Insecta; Coleoptera; Staphylinidae. Gene Ontology annotation, biological process: regulation of transcription by RNA polymerase II; neuron differentiation. The coding region runs from base 290 to 1420 and encodes 376 amino acids. Gene Ontology annotation, molecular function: RNA polymerase II transcription regulatory region sequence-specific DNA binding; DNA-binding transcription factor activity, RNA polymerase II-specific. Gene Ontology annotation, cellular component: nucleus. The transcript has 4 exons.